Messenger RNA from Ricinus communis (castor bean), 675 nucleotides. RefSeq lists its product as uncharacterized. Bases 1 to 675 code for a protein of 224 amino acids. The record is from RefSeq and is a predicted model, not a curated record. The transcript has a single exon. Lineage: Eukaryota; Viridiplantae; Streptophyta; Magnoliopsida; Malpighiales; Euphorbiaceae. Gene Ontology annotation, molecular function: nucleic acid binding; RNA-DNA hybrid ribonuclease activity.
AUGGCCAAGAGAUUUGACUUUGAAGUGACUAAUAACAUGGCAAGAUAUGAAGCGUGUUUAUUCAGAUUAGAAGAGGUCAUGGUACCAGGAGCUAAGCAUUUGAUGGUCUAUGGGAGCUCCAUGCUGGUAAUCCAACAAGCCCUCGAGGAAUGGGAGGUAAAAGAAGAGAGGUUGAAGUCAUAUGUCAACUAUCUCAGGACUUUAGUAUGCGACUUCUCCAAGUGCUCCUUUGUAUACUUGCCUCAGGAUAAGAAUGAGAUGGCGAAUGCACUAGCCACUCUGUCGUCUAUGCAGGUUAAUCCCUCACAUCUUUUGAUGAAGCCUUUGGUGAUUAUAAAAUCAGGUGCGCCUUAUUAUCAAUGGGAUCAGAUAAUGCAAGUUCAUAUAAGACCAGAAGAGAAGCCAUGGUUCUACUAUCUAAAGAAAUUCAUAGAAAGCAGGGAGUAUCCAGAAGAAGCGACAGCUAAGGAAAGGUACGCUCUACGGAUUCAAGCUAGGAACUACAUCAUCAACGAUGGAGUUCUGUAUAGGAGAACAGUCUCGGGUGUACAACUCCGAUGUGUGACUAAAGUAGAAGCUCAUGUAGUGAUGGAGGAAAUGCAUAAAGGAGUAUACGAGCCUCAUAUGAGCCGCAUAGUAUUAACUAAGAAGAUCAUGCAGCAGUGUUAUUACUAG